GAUUAAAAUACCUAUGAAGGAACAGAGGGUUAAGUGAAAUCUAUCUUCCUCAUUCUAGAAAUUUCUGGCUGCUUCUCUAGUCAAUUUUGGAGCAUUUUAGAACAAGCCAUGGCAUCGGGCGCAGGUGCUAAGAAGCUGAGGGAAGAAUCCACUUGCUCCAUCUGCCUGGAUCUGAUGACUGAGCCCGUGAGCAUCAACUGUGGGCACAGCUACUGCCGCUUGUGCAUAAUGAGCCUCUUUGAGAACCAACCUUCUGGGGCAUCAAUUUUUGGGACAACUCACUGUCCCCUCUGCCGGAUGGCAUUUAAAAGGGAGAGUAUCAGGCCCAAUAAACACCUGGAAAACCUCAUUGAAACCAUCAAGGAGAUGGAGUGUGAAAGGGUGUGUGAGGAGCAUGGAGAGCAGCUCCACCUCUUCUGUGAGGAUGAUGACCAUCUCAUUUGCUGGCGCUGUGAGCGGUUACCACAACACAAAGGACACGUCACAGCUCUUGUUGAAGAUGUGGUUCAAGGCUAUAAGGAACAGCUUCAGGAAACUAUGACAACAUUGAGCCAACUGAAAAAGCAAUGUAAGAAUCUGAAAGUGCUCACACAAAAGGAAAUAAUCAACUGGGAGGAGAAGGUAGAGCUUCAGAGACAAACAAUCCAAUCUGACUUUAACAAUCUCCAUGAUUUCCUGUUUGAAGAGGAGAAGUACUAUCUUUGGAGACUGGAGAAAGAAAAGGAACAGACUUUGAGUAGUCUUAAGGAGGUGGAAGCCAACCUGGAGCAGCAGAGUCAAGAUCUUAAUAACUACAUCCUAGAACUAGACAAGAAAUGCCAGGGCUCAGCUCAAAACUUGUUGCAGGAUGUGAAAGACACCUUGAAGAGGAGUUCUGCAAUAAAGCUGGACUUGCCAGAACCUGUCUCUUUGAAUCUUGAAAUAAUGUGCAAUGUUUCCAAACUUUACUUUGAUGUGAAGAAAAUAGCAAAGAGCUAUCAAGUUAUCAUUACUCUGGAUUCAGAUACAGCUCAUAAAGACCUACGUGUGAGUAAGAGUAAAAGGAGCGUGAUUUGGGGAUACCACAAAAAGAAGAUUGACACUCCUGAGAGAUUUAGAGACUUACCCUGUGUCCUGGGCCAUCAGAUCUUCAACUCAGGAAGCUAUUUAUUUAAAGUGAUACUAAUAAAAGGAACUGAGUGGGAUGUGGGUGUUUGUCUGGAAAAUGUGCCAAGGGACAAUGACACACGAGAUCCCGAGUCUGGAUUCUGGGCCAUUCGAUGUUGCAAAGAGAGUCGCUAUGAAGCCCUUACAUCACCCCCAACUCCCCUUCAUCUUAAGACGGAGAUUCAUUUUAUAAGCGUUUUCCUGGAUUAUGAUAUUGGAUUGGUAUCAUUUUAUGACUCUUUUACUAACUCCCACAUCUUUACCUUCCCAAAGGCCUCCUUCUCUGGGCCUCUGAAAGCUUAUUUCUGUAUUGGUGAAGCCCCAGCAUAUAAGGAAGAGAAAGAAAUAGAGUGGAAGGGAGUGGAAGAAGGGACGAAUGAGAAGCAACAGGGGCAGAGGUUUAGGGGAGCUUGGACAGAUCCUCACAUAGCUCCCAUCAGCAUCAUGAUAGGUCCCAGGGAUCUCCCCAUUAUCUGUGAAAAUCCAAGUUUAAUUUAUGUCUCUUCCUCAGUCCCCUUGACAGUUUACUGUACCAUUUACGGUACCACCAGUGCACUUCUAGAUUUACAGUAUCACCAGUACCCUUCACUUCCUAGAUUUACGAUUUACGAUCUACGGUACUGCAAGUGCGCUUCUCUUUCUAGAUUUAUGGUACAGCUUGUACUCUUCCUAGAUUUACGGUUACACGAGUGCUCUUCUCUUUCUAGACUUAUGGUUUACAUUAUGAUGACUGCGCUUCUCUUUCUAGAUUUACGUUACCGCGAGUGCUCUUCUCUUUCUAGUUUUACGGUACCGGAAGUACUCUUCCUGUAUUUACGGAACAGCUCAAGCCACAUGGCCCAGCCAGGCCACCAAAGCAGGACCUCUCCUGUCUGA
Suncus etruscus (white-toothed pygmy shrew) is the source of this 2022-nucleotide messenger RNA. Its product is annotated as E3 ubiquitin-protein ligase TRIM38-like. Gene Ontology annotation, molecular function: protein binding; zinc ion binding. Lineage: Eukaryota; Metazoa; Chordata; Mammalia; Eulipotyphla; Soricidae. The transcript has 13 exons. The record is from RefSeq and is a predicted model, not a curated record. The coding region runs from base 109 to 2022 and encodes 637 amino acids.